This is a messenger RNA of Alternaria arborescens, 132 nucleotides long. RefSeq lists its product as hypothetical. NCBI's taxonomy places the organism in Eukaryota, Fungi, Ascomycota, Dothideomycetes, Pleosporales, Pleosporaceae. Bases 1 to 132 code for a protein of 43 amino acids. The transcript has a single exon. The record is from RefSeq and is a predicted model, not a curated record.
AUGCAGGAGAAGCCGAGAAAUCCUGCGCCUCUAAGCGAGCUUGUAGUGGCUGUGAACCCACCUCCGAUAUGUGGUCGGCCCAACGUCACCGUUUCUCGUCUAUAUGCGGAACACCGCAAACUGGCCGUGUAG